Molecule: messenger RNA, 615 nt
Organism: Rotaria sp. Silwood2
Lineage: Eukaryota; Metazoa; Rotifera; Eurotatoria; Philodinida; Philodinidae
Source: the annotation of a GenBank genome assembly
AUGAUUUUGCAUAACAAUAAUCUUAGUAUAACAUUCAUUAUUACAUCCGUAAUAUUUGGAGGAAUUGCUUUAUUAUUAGCUUGUGUUGGCAUUGGUACACCUAAUUGGCAAAGUACUCAAGUUAUCAUUGAUGGACAACGACAUACUAUUAGUACGGCCAACUUUUUCUAUGCAUGUAGUUCAUAUACAAAUGGUACAUUAAUAAGUUGUAAACAUCGUAGUUCUGAUCGUAACAUUAAUCAAUAUUAUCCAAUCGAUGCACGAUGGAAUGAAACUGAAUGGAAUCAACAUCUAGAUGGUGCAGCUGGUCUAUGUAUUGUUGGUAUUGUUUUUAUUUUCUUAGGAACAAUAACAACUUUAUUAAUGAUUAUUGAAGGUUUGGCAAUAUGGAUUUAUUUAAUUGGACCAAUAGGCCUUUUUCUUGCAUGUCUUUUUAUGCUAGCUGGAAUGGCUGAAGGUGCUUAUGUUCUUUAUUAUAAUGAUUAUGCAGCUAAUUUAUAUCAGACGGCACAUUUAUUUACGAUAUUUAGUUUUCUAGUAAGUUGUAUAUCAGCUGGACGUCGUUAUUCAUUUCCUGACUUGAGAGAAAUGAAUAUACCUUUAAGAAAGCAGUAA